CUGUCUGUCUGUCUGUCUGUCUGUCUGUUAUUAAUGCUAUAAUCUCUGCCUAUAAAGGCGUCCUGUCUCUCCUCCACUUCCGUGUUGUAUUGGCUCUAUGACAAACGUGUGUGUCAACUGCGGCGCUAUGAAGUGGAAAGGAGAAGCACCCGGCAUGUUUUGUUCCCCGGGCAAAGCAGGGCAUUGGAGCUUGUCUAUUAUAUAUACGACAAAGGACGUGACGGCCGCACUGUUACUUUAAUCUCCUGCAACAGCACCAUGCUUCUCACAGAAACACCGAUUGCAACGUACCUGUGAUGUGGACAACCACAAGCGCGUAGCUCCAGAGGAUAUGACCAACAUGUAUAUACAAGUAUAUAAGUGCUACCGAACGAGCACAGUUACAGUAUUUUGCAAAGACUCAACUUGGUUCACUUAAGUAAACUUAAGCCAUGGUUUUGAAUUUUAUGUUUAGGUCAGCGUCUGUUGUGAGAACCUGUGCUACAACUGGAAAUUAACUGUGUUUAAUUAACUCGCAAGAAAAAUAUUUCAGUAAAUUAAGAGAAAACUGAAACACCAUUUCUGCAACAAACGAGAAACAUAUUUUUUGUUGCCGUCUAAAACCAAUCUAGCAUCAUGCAGUAUCCAUCAGUGUGUCCAUGUAGCUAGCAAAGAAGUUGCAACAUACGGUACAUGCAUGGUUUGUGGAAAGAUCAGCGAUCAAAGAUUCGUGGUCAGAGAGGUUUGCGUGCAAGCCACAACGUCACAUUGGCUGCGCCUCAAAUCUACAUCCAACCUGGAACAAUAGUUGGAGGCCUUUGCUGUUCCAGUCAAAGAACAGGUAUACAACUCCUAACCAAAUAGGAGCACUUGUGUGUAAGUUGCUUGUAGAAGGGAAUUAAUUAACGUUUAUACUCACCACGACUAAAAUUUGCUAUCGAAAGAUUUUGAAUGUUUUUAUUCUCAAAUGCAACUUUCUCACAAUUGAGCUGCACACACACAUACACACACACGAUUAAGCUCGUUAUAGGUCCUAUUUGUUGUUGUUGUUGUUGUUGUUGUUGUUGUUGUUGUUGUUGUCUUCUGGUUAAAUAGAAGUUUUGCGUAGGCUGAAUCAGUGCAGACUUCAACGCAACCAUGCAACUCUAACAUAAUUGGACCGAGAGGUUUUCCUGGUCCUAUCGGUCAGACUGGGAUGCCUGGCGUACCUGGAGCUGCUGGCCCCGCUGGCUCUGCUGGUCCUUCAGGAAGAGUGGGAGAACCAGGUCCUUUUGGUCCUCGUGGGUUACUGGGAGAAAUGGGAAGGAAAGGUGAAAAAGGAAUACAGGGAGUAGGACAAAAGGGUAAUUCUGGUGUACGCGGCGAAGCAGGUCCGAAAGGAGAAAAGGGAGUGCAAGGAGAUCGCGGUCUGCAAGGAGAUCGCGGUCUGCAAGGAUCGCCCGGACUGGUUCCCAUGAAAGACAUCGAGGAAUUAAAGCAACUCGUCGGCUAUCUGACCGAGAGCAUGUUGUCGAUAAGGCAACAGGUAGUUAAUAUCAACAACACGUUACAAUUUGCAAAAUUGCGGGUUGACUGGAAAGUUGUUAACGACAGCAGGAAGCUGCAGUUUCGGAGGUCUAAGAGCAAGAUCCCAUUGUUAACUAGUAGCAAUCGAGUCGAGACGACGUUCAAUAUAUCAGACUACGGUUACGAUCCAUCAAAAUAUGAAUUUGAUGAAGUGCAAGUGGAUGCACAAACUACUGGAGAUCUGGACAACAGUUCUGAAACUUUAGUAACGUACUUCAAUUACAAUCAGAUUGACCAACCACGGAAUUACGACUAUAAUUCUCUUCGUCGAGUGCAUUCUUAUCCAAUUGAGAAGAAAGUGAGCGCUACUUCGUUUAAACUCGCUGCUCACACUACGCGUAGUGUAGGCAGUGGGUAUAUCACUUUUACAUUAGUGAAAUUUCGAGUGACACUACAGUAGAUUUUCGAUCGAGUGAGAGACCAAUAGACGGUUGACGCUAUGUGAGUGAGUACAAGUCAUGAAUAAAGUGUCAUUUAAG
Molecule: messenger RNA, 2024 nt
Organism: Corticium candelabrum
Lineage: Eukaryota; Metazoa; Porifera; Homoscleromorpha; Homosclerophorida; Plakinidae
Product: ryncolin-1-like
Exons: 7
Coding region: 1175-1945 (256 amino acids)
Source: RefSeq, a predicted model, not a curated record